GUUUGUUUCAUCAUGGCGGCCUCCGGUGGUGCAGCAACUCAAGCCGCCAGGCAAGUCUGGAAACUAAUCGUGUCUGGGAAACGCUUUGAAGGCGUCCUCAAUAAAGUUAAUAUAACAUCAGCAAGUCCAGGCAAGUGCAGCUGUGAACUGACCGUCGGAGAAGAGCAAGCCAAUCGGCGCGGCUCACUGCACGGGGGCUUUGUUUCCACGUUGGUCGACACGCUGACUACUGUCGCUGUCCUGUCCUCUCCUGCCGGGGUACCAGGGGUCAGCGUGGAGCUCAGUGUCAGUUUUAUGCAAGCUGCCAGGAUUGGGGACCAGCUAACUAUGGACGCCGAAGUGAUCAAAGCCGGCAAGAGUUUGGCCUUCACCAAAGCCAACCUCUACAACUCCAAAGGUGACAUCAUUGCUGUAGGGAAUCACGUCAAACACGUUGGCAGGAAGGACACCCCUGAAGACCGCAUCGAGUUGGACUGAUAGUGUUUACUGAAAUAUUCUACAUUAGGUUUCUCCUGUUUAAAGCUAUGUGAACACCUGUCAUUUGGAUACUCUAGCCCUGUGAAGGACUUGGGGCAAGUUGGAAUGGCGAGUAGAGUUCACUAUAGUGGAACUAGUAUCGCCAGUUUCAAAUGACUACUUUCUAAAAUAAAGGGUUAAUUGCAUGAAAAUAAUUGUUUGAGCUGGCAGAGACUAUGAUGAAUGCAACAAGGGGUGACACCAACGGCAAACUGCAAGUGAUUUGAGUUGGAAUCUUGCCAAAUAGUCCUGCCAGGGUCAUUCGAGCAGGAUUGGUUUGCGUAUUGGUGAGAAGCAGUCGCUGUUGGCGUCUGAAGAUAGCCGGCUGUGUUGGCUCUCUGAAGAAAGAGUCCUAGUGAUACUACCUCAAUAAUGGUCAGUUUAUGAUAUCCCCAAAUGCUAUACCACAGUAUUGUGAAAGAAGAACAAGAAGAACGCUGCAAAUUGCUAAUGUGGUGAAUUCACUUUCAGAAAUGAGGCUAUCCAUUUAGCUGCCAUUUUGGGAUGAUGUUGAAGCUAAGCUCGUCCUCUGCCUCCAUUUUUAGGAUUUUCUCUAAGGUUGUGAUAUGCAGUUCUAAGGGCACAUGCUCCCAGGAAAGUUGAUUCACUGUCAGAAAAAAACGAGAAAAUACACCUGUACCUUUAAUUGGUAAAGGGCAGGGCAGGGGAGUUGAGCUUAAAGGCUCAGUUCAUUAACAUAAACCGAGCGUAAUGUACACCUGUCAUUCCUUGGUAUGAUUGAGCCUGUCCCCACACCUCUAGAUGUAUUCAUCUUGAAGAGAUCGAUGAUUUGCAUGUUUACAGGUAAUUGAAUUCUACAAAUAUUGGUUGAGCUGAACUUUCAUAGUUCAUGAUGUCUGUUUGCCAGGCAGGGGUCGUGUUAGAUGGUCAGAAUUGUUGGUAAUACCUAAAAAUUAUUAUUCUGUAAGAUUAAACUUGGUAUAAUGUUCACACCAACAGCAUUUGAGUUGCUAUGACGUACCGUAAAAGCUGGUCAGUAUCGCAAACAGAUACAAACUGUCGGCAAACAGUCAGCAUCACCCAAUCGUCCCUGUCCCUUUCCCGGUCAUGGACUCUAGAGUGUGUGUCUAUAGUGGAUACAACUCCAAAUCCAGAUUAACAAUACUGCUUCGAAACGAAGGAAGACAUUGCACAUGUAUUCCGCGCUGAACACCAAAAACAAUGCGCGCAUGCUCAGUGGAAACUUGAACUUGAUUGCAGAAGAAAAGGUGGGAGUGCGCACAAACGGCAGUCACGAUUAAUUUAAACGUGUCCCUUAACCAAUAUUAAAUCGCCGAGAUUGUCUAAGUUUUGGAUAGACAAGUUGAAAAUUAGCGCUCUUGAAUCACUGUGCAUUUGAUUUGAGGUGAAGUUCCCACUGAAAUAAAGCCGAAUUAGAACACA
This is a messenger RNA of Acanthaster planci (crown-of-thorns starfish), 1920 nucleotides long. RefSeq names its product acyl-coenzyme A thioesterase 13-like. Gene Ontology annotation, molecular function: fatty acyl-CoA hydrolase activity. The record is from RefSeq and is a predicted model, not a curated record. NCBI's taxonomy places the organism in Eukaryota, Metazoa, Echinodermata, Asteroidea, Valvatida, Acanthasteridae.